This is a messenger RNA of Penicillium subrubescens, 1611 nucleotides long. RefSeq names its product MFS transporter. The transcript has a single exon. Lineage: Eukaryota; Fungi; Ascomycota; Eurotiomycetes; Eurotiales; Aspergillaceae. The record is from RefSeq and is a predicted model, not a curated record. Gene Ontology annotation, molecular function: transmembrane transporter activity. Bases 1 to 1611 code for a protein of 536 amino acids. Gene Ontology annotation, biological process: transmembrane transport.
AUGACUACCAGUCAAGCAUUUGAUUCAACGACAACGACACCUCGUCUCAGCAUGGAGCACCGCGAGCCUCUAAACGAGCCCUAUGUGGCUGCCGAUGCCACUACCAAGGAGACAUCCCAAGCACCCCUAGAGGAAAACGACCACGACCACGACACCGAUGUCGAGAGCGCACAGAACCAACCACUACCCGAGAAACCCACCGAGAAAGAUCCCAAUCUCGUGGAAUGGGAUGGCCCCGACGACCCCGAGAACCCUCAGAACUUCUCCCGUCGACGCAAGUGGAUCAUCACCGUGGUCAUGUCCUCGAUGACCAUGUGGAUCACAUUUGCAAGCAGUGUCUUCUCAACAGCCACCGUGGUGACCGCAAAGGAAUUCAACGUCUCCACCGAAGUGAUGACUCUAGGAACGAGUUUGACCGUCUUCGGUUUCGCCUUAGGCCCUCUCUUCUGGGCGCCAGUCAGCGAGCUCUACGGACGCCGUCUCCCACUCUUCUCAGGCUAUGCCAUCUUCGCCAUCUUCCAGAUCCCCGUCGCCGUAGCGCAGAACCUCCAAUCAAUCAUGAUCUUCCGCUUCCUCAUCGGCGUCUUCGGCUGUUCCCCCCUCGCCGUCGUCGGCGGUGCAAUGGCUGAUAUCUGGGACCCUGUCGACCGCGCCGUCGCCAUCGCAAUCUUCUCCUCAGCAACUUUCCUAGGACCCGUCCUCGGCCCCAUCAUCGGCGGUUUCAUCACAGACUCCUACCUAGGCUGGCGCUGGACCGCCUGGAUCACACUCAUCACAUCCUCCUCCUUCGGCCUGCUCGCCCUCAUCGUCGUACCGGAAACCUACGCCCCCAAACUCCUCCAACAACGAGCAGCCCGUCUCCGCCGCGAAACAAAGAACUGGGCUCUCCACUCCUUCCUAGACGAACACGAGCCCACGCUCGCCGAAAUCGGCCAGAAGUACCUCCUCCGCCCAAUCCAGAUGCUCAUCAUGGAACCAAUCCUCAUCUGCAUGACCAUCUACCUCGCCCUCGUCUACGGGAUCCUCUACCUCUUCUUCGAAGCCUACCCAAUCUCCUUCAACGAAGUCCGCGGCUGGAAGAGCCUCGGCGUCGCAGCCCUUCCCUUCAUCGGAAUCAUGAUCGGUGUCCUCUGCGGCGCGGGCCUUAUCAUUUACACAACCAAGACCCGUUUCGCACGUAAACUGGCCAAGCAUGGCAAGGUCGUUCCGGAGGAACGUCUCGUGCCGAUGAUGGUCGCUUCGGUCUUGUUGCCUAUCGGCCUGUUCUGGUUUGGUUGGACCUCCGACCCGAACAUCCACUGGGCACCGCAGGUUAUCGCCGGUAUCCCUAUUGGAUUGGGUAUUCUGGUGAUUUUCAUGCAGGGUCUCAACUACAUUAUUGAUGUGUAUAUGAUGUUUGCCAAUUCGGCUAUUGCGGCGAAUACGCUUAUUCGUUCCGCGCUGGGUGGUGCGUUCCCGCUCUUUGCGACGCAGAUGUAUACCAACCUUGGUGUGGAUUGGGCAUCGAGUGUGUUGGGUUUCAUUACUAUUGCGAUGAUUCCCAUUCCUAUUCUGUUCUUCUUCUAUGGCGCUAAGAUUCGCGCUAUGAGUCGAUUCACUCCCAAGUUCUAA